Bactrocera dorsalis (oriental fruit fly) is the source of this 4844-nucleotide messenger RNA. It is a transcript of the gene Fas2, whose product is annotated as fasciclin-2. NCBI's taxonomy places the organism in Eukaryota, Metazoa, Arthropoda, Insecta, Diptera, Tephritidae. Gene Ontology annotation, cellular component: membrane; neuron projection. Gene Ontology annotation, molecular function: protein binding. The transcript is spliced from 11 exons. The record is from RefSeq and is a predicted model, not a curated record. Gene Ontology annotation, biological process: cell adhesion. Bases 1304 to 3997 code for a protein of 897 amino acids.
AACAUUGGCAGCGCAGCGCGCAGUUGGAACAACGGCAAAACGCUCAAAACCAAAAACCACUUGGAGUACAAUCCAAACAGCUUAACGCGAAGCAAAAGCAAACAGCAGACGACGACGAGGAGUAGCGGUGACGAAACAUUUUCGAACAUCGUAGCUGGUAGUAACGGCAAACGCUAGCGCACCGAGUUGACGCGAUUGUUAAACGCGCGAGUGUACGCAACUUCAGUACAAUUUGGCAUUCGCUUGCGUUGAGUUCGUUUCUUCGUUUCUGUAGUGACGUUGCGCUCUAGAGUGUGUGUAAAGAAACAAAUAAAUAUUGAAAAGUUUGAAGAAAAAAGACGUAGAAAAUUCGCACAGAACGCCGCGCGUUGCUUACAAACGAAUUUAUUUUUUAAUAAAAGAAAAAUAAAUAAAAAUAUUUCUAAAAAAAAAGUGUGCAAAGUGCGCGUUGAAGCAAAAGAAAAUUCACUGAAAAUACUGCAACUUAUUGCCAAAGCGCACACAAAAAACACGAAAAGUGUGUCGCCGCCCCGACUUUUGACAAUUUUUGUGCGCUGUCAAAACGCUUAUUGGCAUUUGUACGCGUGUGUGUGUGUGUUAACGAGCGCCUAACAAGCAGCCAGCAAGUUUUGGCAAGUGUGUCAGCCGGAAAAUAUACAGAUAUCACAGGUGCACGUGCAAUAAAUGCAUAUUUCCUUGCCACAACCCGAAACGCAGCUGUAAAUUAACAAAAUUACUUUUUUAAUCCUAAAUAGGUUUAAUUUGCCGGCAAACAGCUUUUCGCGUCAUAAAAACCGAUAACACAACCAAAAAUAAAAGUAAAAAAAACUUGCAGUAAAAAUUACUAGUGUGAAAAGUGUUCAAAAAGUAGCAACACAACAACAACAAAAGUGAUUGAAAGCUGACGGCAGCUGACAGCAAAGUGUGGCUGCUAAACUCAAAUUGCUAAAUAAUAAAUAAAGCACAUUUUUUUUACAACACAAAUAAGUGAAUGCGGUGAAUUAGAACACACGCGCUGCGAAAUUAAUUGGAAGUAAAAAUUUACUAUAACAAAACUAUAACAAACAACAACAAAUUGCAGUUUUCCUGUUUGUAAAAAGUGUAAACGACACACAUUUUUUGGCGAAUUUUUGUGUUGUGCGCUUAUUUUUGAUAUUUACGAUAUUUGAAAAAAGUGAAGCCGGUCAGUGCGGCUAAAAAUAAAUCAGCACACACGCACUCAAAUAUAUAUAAGUAGACACUACAGCAUACACGCGAAACGUGCGCAGCGAAGUUAAAGGGACGCAGCAACAAGUUUACAAUUAUGGGGCAACACAAGCAACAGCAACAACAGCGGUGGCGCGUAAGCGGUUUACAUGCGUUUGCAGUUUUAUACCUCUGCUGUGCAAUAAUAGAUCUCACAUUAGCUGAAAUCGAACCAAAAUUGGAGAUUUUCCCCAUGCAAGGCGUGCAACGCAAACCAGUUGGUAAAUCACUGAUUUUAACCUGCAAACCCAUAGUGCCCGAUCCGAAUUUGGUAUCUGAUCUGCAAUGGAAGGACAAUUUGAACAAUACUAUACUGCCGAAACCGAACAAAUACUAUUAUCCACUGUAUGAUUCCAAAGGACGUAGAUUACCCGCUGUCACUGGCCGCAAUCAGCCACCGAUGUAUACGGAAACUUUGUCGGAAAGUUUGGCGCUGAUGAUCACCUCGCUGUCGGUCGAAAUGGAAGGCAAAUAUUAUUGCACCGCCUCCUAUGCAAAUACGGAAUUAAUGAAUACGAGCGUUAUAAUUAAAACUUAUGUCGCCAUAACGUGGACAAAUGCUCCGGAGAAUCAAUACCCCAUACUCGGUGAGGACUACACUGUCAAGUGUGAAGUGAAGGCCGAUCCCAAUCCAACCAUAGACUGGCUGCGCAACGGUGAUCCGAUUCGUACCGGUGAUAAAUAUGUAGUAGAAGCGCACGGUUUGCUCAUACGCAAUGUACAAGAAUCCGAUGAUGGCAUUUACACUUGCCGUGCGGCUGUAAUUGAAACUGGUGAACUGCUUGAACGCACCAUACGCGUUGAAGUCUACAUACGUCCAGUUAUUACGCACUUACCAACCACACUCGAGGCCGUUGAAGGUAAACCUUUUGCCGCGAAUUGUACCGCCACUGGCAAACCAGUACCAGAGAUUUCUUGGAUAAAGGACGCCGCUCAACAGAAUGUCGCCACCGCCGAUCGCUUCCAAGUGAACCCACAAACUGGCCUACUCACCAUUAAUUCAGUUUCACAAGACGAUUAUGGCACCUACACUUGCAUAGCCAAGAACGAUGCCGGCGUGGUAGAUAAGAAGACCAAAUUGAAUGUACUGGUGCGUCCACAAAUUUACGAGUUCUACAAUGUAACUGGUGUAAGUAAGAAGGAAAUUGCUAUCACUUGCCGCGCCAAAGGACGUCCGGCACCCGCUGUCACCUUCAGACGCUGGGGAACUGAGGAAGAAUACGCACCAGGUUUGCAAGCCGAUGAUGAACGCAUCUCUUUGGAGCAACAUUUUGAUGAGGAGCGCGGCGAAAGCACGGGAACGCUACGCAUUACAAGUACCACACGUAACGACGAUGGACUUUAUCAAUGUAUUGCGCGCAAUAAGGGCGACACCGCUUACAAAACCGGACACAUAACUGUAGAAUUUGCACCAGACUUUUCGCACAUGAAAGAUCUGCCACCGGUCUUCAGCUGGGAAGAACGUAAAGCCAAUCUCAGUUGUCUAGCGCAAGGCAUACCAAAUGCAACAAUCGAAUGGCGCUGGAAUGGACGCCCACUUAAGGAUGCUUAUGAUAAGAAUCUUGUCAUUAUCGGUACCGGGCCACGUAGCGAUUUAAUUGUGCAUCCUGUAGCACGCCAAUACUAUUCCGUUUACAAAUGCAUUGCCACUAAUGUACAUGGUAGCGCCGAGCAUGAUAUGCAAUUGAAAGAGGCGCGUGUGCCCGACCUAGUUGCCGCCGCGAUACCACGUCAGCUCACCGCAACAACAAUCACCUUUGAUAUACGCGGACCACCAACGGAACUAGGUUUACCCAUCACCGCCUAUAGCGUACAAUACAAAGAGGCUAUUAACCCAGAUUGGUCGACGGCACUGAAUCGUACCUGGUCACCAGAUUCUCCCUACAUCGUGGAAGGACUAAAGCCACAGACAGCUUAUCAAUUUCGCUUUGCGGCACGCAAUCAAGUCGGUUUGGGCAUGUGGGGCGUAAACCAACAGCAGUCGACACCCAGACGUUCAGCGCCCGAAGAACCCAAGCCACUGCAUUCGCCGGUGCAAAAUGACAAGGAAGAACCCGUUGUAGUGUCGCCGUACUCCGACCACUUUGAGUUGAGAUGGAGCGUGCCAGCUGACAAUGGUGAACCCAUCGAUUUCUAUCAAAUCAAAUACUGCCCAGGCGUAAAAAUGGCCGGCACUUGGCAUGAACUGGAAAACCAAUGCGUCUCACAGGAUGUCGUUGAGACCACAUCGUACGAGAUGUCGCGUCUAAGUGGCAACACCUACUAUCGCAUCGAAUUGCGUGCGCACAAUGUGAUCGGUUUCUCAUCACCAGCAUCGAUUGUUAUGAAGACGACACGAGGCAUCGAUGUCAUACAAAUAGCCGAACGGCAAGUGCUCUCCUCCGCCACCAUUGUGGGCAUAGCUGUGGGCGGCGUGUUGCUGUUGCUCUUCAUCAUCGAUCUGCUAUGCUGUGUAACGGUACGCAUGGGCGUAAUGGCUACCAUGUGCCGACGGGCGAAACGUUCGCCAUCCGAUAUCGACGAUGAGACCAAAUUGGGCAGUGGGCAGUUGGUUAAGGAACCUCCACCAUCACCGCUACCAUUACCGCCACCAGUUAAACUCGGUGGAUCACCUAUGACAUCGCCAUUAGACGAAAAGCAGCCUUUGCAGACACCAACUGGCAGCAUGAAGCAAAACUCCACCGUCGAAUUCGAUGGACAAUUCGUGCACUCGCGCAGCGGCGAAAUACUCGGCAAAAACUCAGCUGUGUGAAUGAAACUGGAAGUAUUCUAAGGACCAAAUGAAAUCACACAAAACAGACAAAUUAGCUGGAAACGUUAAAAUCGAGCAUUAACAUUUAUAAAACAAGAAACGGACUAGACAAAUGUGUUGGAGAACAAAAUUUGUUCAAGUGUACGUGUUAAAUGUCAAUGCAGAGUGGCGCUGUAACACUGGUGGCGAACAAAAUAAUAACUAUUACUUGAAUGGAUACGAACAAAUAUGACAAACAAAAAUGCAUAAACUACAACAGUUGUAAACAAUAUUAUUAAAUUAAAAAUAUGCUUCAUUUUAUAAAAAGAGAAAACAUUACAGCUUAUAUAUGUUUCCGCUAAAUAUAAUUACAACAAAUAGGCAUUUAUUUGUUAAACAACAGAAACUUAAAGCAUACGUAUUAUACAGUAAAUUACAUGCAAAAUAGCAAAAAUCGAUUCCAAGUGCAAAAAGCAACAAAAAUUCCACAAAACUUUAUUUCCUUAAAAAUAGUAUCUUUUUAUUAUUUUUAAAAUAUUUUUAAGCUAAUUUCUAAACACUUUAUGUAACACAUAUAAGCCCAAAAGCUCUAGUAUAUUCAUUAUAUUUUAAGUGUCUGCUUUACUUGACCUGCGUAACAGUUAAAUCCAUUCAUUUCUGCCUUAAAAAUAAUAUAAAAAAUCAUUUAGCAUUAAUAUAUGUUCUGUAAUUGGAAUGUAACCACAAAUAUUGAUAAUUAAUAGUAGUUAAGAAUAAUUUGCUGUUAUUAAGUGCUUAUGUAUGCAAAAACAAAGUGUGAACGGCACUCAUAUUUAAACUAAGAUUUAGUAUAUGUUAAAGAUUAACAAUUUUUUUAUUUUUUAUUAAA